ACUAUAUGACUAUUACACGUUCACUUCGUUCAGUUUCGUGAAGGUAAAACAGAUUACUUUCCGAACAUUUCGAUCAUGAUCGGACGUUGGGUUCGAUCAUACUUUCUGAAAAAUCCAAUAGUAAUAUUUAGUAUAUAUCGGGACGUGUUCAAUGAGUUAAAUGAUUUAUUUAUUAUACGCAUGUAUAAUAUCGUCAAAGUUCAAGGAUGAGUAUUUAGAUUAUAUAAAAACUUUUAAGUGUUUUACCAAAACAGUAUAGUAUAUGUUACGUGCAGUCAAAAGUAAGAUAUCCUGAAUUACCACGACAAAACUGAAAAUACUGUAUAAGUAGAAAUAUGCCGUCCUCUAACAAAAAAAUCAACCCGGAUCUUGUGAAAGAAAGAAAAAAGUGUUCAUUCAAUACCUUAGAAUUAACUCAUUUAUUAGAUGGCGGUGUACAAAAAACAAUUGAAAGAAAAAGCAGAGAAAAUUUUUUCUUGGAUGAUGAAGAGUUACAAUCAAAAAUACCUUUGGAAUAUUUAAGCCAUAAAGAAAAAUAUGAAGAAGCUGUACGAAAGGCCUGCUUACUUUUUAAAAAAGUUAACCAACUUCAAAGUGAAGGAAAAGGUGGAAUGGAUAAUUUUAGGGAAAUUUUAGGAGGACAACUGGGCUCUGCAAUUUUGAAAGAUGGAAAUCCCCUGACUCUACAUUAUGUAAUGUUUAUACCAACAUUAAUGGGACAAGCUUCUCUUGAACAACAAACAAAAUGGAUACAAAAAGCAUGGACAUGUGAUAUAAUUGGUACAUAUGCACAAACAGAGCUAGGACAUGGUACAUUUAUUAGAGGACUUGAAACUACUGCUACUUAUGAUCCAAAAACCGAAGAAUUUGUUUUGAAUUCUCCGUCAAUUACAGCAUACAAAUGGUGGCCCGGAGGACUGGGACACUCUGCAAAUUAUGCUAUUGUUGUUGCUCAACUGCAUACUUUGGGAAAGAACCACGGAAUUCACCCAUUUAUAGUUCAAUUAAGAGAUGAGGAAACCCACAUGCCCCUACCUGGAAUUAAAAUCGGGGAAAUAGGAUGUAAGCUAGGAAUGAAUAGUACUAACAACGGAUAUUUAGGUUUUGAAAAUGUUAGAAUACCUAGAACUAAUAUGUUAAUGAAGAAUACCAGAGUAUUACCUGAUGGUACUUAUGUUGAGUCGCCUAGCAGUAAACUAACAUAUGGCACUAUGAUAUUUGUUAGAGUAGUUUUAGUACAAGACUGUGCUACAUAUUUGAAAAAAGUUUGUACAAUUGCAACCAGAUACAGUGCUGUUCGCCACCAGUCGCAAAUAAAACCCUCAGAACCGGAAGUCCAAAUUUUAGAUUUUCUCACACAGCAAUACAAAAUAUUUCCUUAUAUUGCAUCUUGUUUUGCAUUCCAAUAUGCUGCUGCAUUGAUUUGGGAUACAUACAACUCUGUUAGUAGUGAAUUAGAAACUGGUCAGUUUGACAAUUUACCUGAACUACAUGCAACAGCCUGUGUUCUAAAAGCAGUAUGCACAGAAGAAUGUAGUCGAGGUGUAGAAACCUUAAGGUUGGCUUGUGGAGGUCAUGGAUAUAUGGCAGCUUCAAACCUACCAGCUACUUAUGGAUUAGUUACUGCCAUGUGUACAUAUGAAGGUGAAAACACUGUACUUCUCUUACAAACGGCAAGGUUUCUAAUAAAAGUUUUACAAAACGAACAGAAUAAACCAAUGUUACCUACAAUGAAAUAUUUACAAGAUGCAUUGCGAGUUCAAGCGCCUUUCCAGAAAUCUGUUAAUUGGAUACUGACAGCUUUACAAAAAACAGCAGCAGGUAAACUUGACCUGGCGAACAAACAUAUCAAUGAGAGAGUGAAAAAAGGUAUGGCAUAUGAGGAUGCUUGGAAUAUGACUUCGAUUGAGUUGGUACAAGCUGCUGAUAUGCACGGUCGAGUAUUCUUAGUAAACACUUUCAUCAUUUCUGUUCAAAAGUUUAAAUCUCAAGUCUCUCAAGAAUUAUGGAUAGUUCUAGAUCAGCUUCUCCAAUUAUAUGCAGUAAAUACUAUUUUGAAACUCACUGGAGACAUGUUCAAGUUUACUGAACUUCAAGGAAAAGAUGUAGAAGUACUUCAAAGUUGGCUAGAAGAACUUUUAAUAUUGAUAAGGCCAAAUGCUGUAGGGCUUGUGGACAGUUUCGAUUUCAGAGAUGAAGUUCUUUCUUCAGCUUUAGGAGCUUAUGAUGGUAACGUUUAUGAAAGAUUAUUUGAAGAAACUCGGAAGAGUCCACUAAAUGCUGAGCCAGUAAAUAAGUCAUUUAAAGAGUUCUUGAAACCGUUCAUGAAAGCUCAGCUAUAAUUUAUGAAAAAAUAUAGGAUGUCCCAGACUAAACAAUCAUAGUCAUUAUUUUGAUACUCAGUUUCUUUUCAUCAUAAUAGUAAUAUAUACUAAUCAUAAAAUGACUAUAAUAACAGAUAUAAAUUAAUAUUAUAAACCAAUACAAAGUAGUAAGAGACCUUAAAAGUGGUAAAAACUGAUAAUCUACUAAAAGGCCAAAAUUAGAGGGACCAAUUUUUUUAUUUUGGCUUUAUUGUUACACUAUCAAAAAUAUUAUUCGUGACUGCAACAUAUCGAGUUAUUGAAAGGCGACUGUAUCUUUACAAUUCCGUUUAAGUUACACUUACAAAUGCUUACUAAACAAUGAAGCGGAUUUUGUGGUUAUAAGCUUCAUACUUUUUACGUAAACUCUGCUAACAAGUGUAUCUUGAACAGCCAUACCCAAUAAAAUUUGUAUGGCUUGCAUGUACCAUCCAAACCGGAAACGUUCUGUUGGACAUCGAUAGCUGUAUCCUAUGGUUCUUAUAGUUUCGGCGCUCAAUAAAAAAUAACAAAAUUUUAUUAUAUUAUGUUGUUUUUUCUGGGUUUAUAGUGAUCAAGUAAUUUAAAUUAAUGAAAUACCUAAUAAUAUUAAUACCACUAACAGUAGGCACGAGUUAAUUUUCUUACCUACCUGUUAAGUUAUAAUGACGCAAGGAUCUGUUGCAUUGGCUUCAAGGUACCCACUAUUAAGAGCAAUAAUCCACCAUAAUGUUCCAAAUAAUAGAAAACUGCCCCUGUUUACCAAAAAUUAAAUCAUGAUUAUCCAGCACCAUCUGAUUCCGAGCAGCGUGUUGCCUAAAUCUCUCAUACACAUUUUUGUGACAAAGUUGUUCAGUUUGCCAAAUUUACUUAUUAUUCUUGAUAGGCCAAUGUUUGUUCUCAAUUUGUUACAUAUCACUCAAUGAUAGCAAAAUUUCCACUUCACUUUUAUAGGUUUAUGAAAGUUUUAUUGAAAGAACCAAAAAUAUUUAUAUCUAAUACCUCCUUAUUUACUUUAUUAGCCAGAGCUCUACUUUCUAAAAUAUUAUCACAUUAUUUAAAAUGAUGUAACUCGCUAUCAUCGUCUGCAUCAGAGAAUGUUGGAAGUGUAUAGUUAAAUUUUAGUUAUAUCCUUUGUAGUGGUUGUAUGUAUUUGACAGUUUAAAUUCCACUAGAUUUUAUUUUGAACAGAAUAAUACGAUAGAAAUUCUAUUGUCAAAUACGUGAAAAGAGCUAAUAUCUCUGAAUGACCAAGCAUCGACUUUGCAUCGCAUAUUAAAACUUUUUACAAUGUGUCGACUCUUGCUUAUUGGUAAUUUUGAUUUGAUGAUGCUGUAUACUCAAUACCUUCUUUACAUAUGCAUGAUAAUGAUAGUUCAAGACUUAGUAACUGAUUUUUAUAUAUGUAUAUAUAUUUCUAUAUUGGGUUUUUCAACACUUUAAAAUUAUGUUAAAAAUGAUAUCUAAUUUGAUAUUAAAAUGAAUUUAAAUAACUUUUAAAUAGUGUUAUCGAUAGGUUAGAUCUGGGCGAAACAUUGGAUUAUCAAUUUUAAAUCAACUGUCUAAAACUUUUUAAGUUAGUGUAUAACGUAUACAAAUGAGUGAUGUCCUCUUGUUUAAUUAAAAACAUAGUAGGGAAUUUUAAUGACUUACAUAAUAAAUGAGUACAUUAUUCGCACAAAUCUAGCAUUUUUAUAUAUUUUUGAAGAUUUUAUACGAUAUGUUAUUAUUUAUUAUAAUUAUAAUUAUUCAAA
Messenger RNA from Diorhabda carinulata, 4096 nucleotides. It is a transcript of the gene ACOX1, whose product is annotated as probable peroxisomal acyl-coenzyme A oxidase 1. NCBI's taxonomy places the organism in Eukaryota, Metazoa, Arthropoda, Insecta, Coleoptera, Chrysomelidae. The record is from RefSeq and is a predicted model, not a curated record. Gene Ontology annotation, biological process: lipid homeostasis; fatty acid beta-oxidation using acyl-CoA oxidase. Gene Ontology annotation, molecular function: acyl-CoA oxidase activity; fatty acid binding; FAD binding. The coding region runs from base 336 to 2342 and encodes 668 amino acids. Gene Ontology annotation, cellular component: peroxisome. The transcript has 10 exons.